This is a messenger RNA of Pseudophryne corroboree (corroboree frog), 6641 nucleotides long. RefSeq names its product calmodulin regulated spectrin associated protein family member 3 (gene CAMSAP3). Gene Ontology annotation, cellular component: microtubule minus-end. The transcript is spliced from 19 exons. Gene Ontology annotation, molecular function: microtubule minus-end binding; calmodulin binding; spectrin binding. The record is from RefSeq and is a predicted model, not a curated record. Gene Ontology annotation, biological process: cytoplasmic microtubule organization; negative regulation of microtubule depolymerization; neuron projection development. Lineage: Eukaryota; Metazoa; Chordata; Amphibia; Anura; Myobatrachidae. Bases 423 to 4439 code for a protein of 1338 amino acids.
CUGGGGGAAGGGAGGAGAGAGACAGCGGCAGCAGCAAGUGCACCUGAGACAGCUGGAAGGAGGAGAGACUGCAGCAGCAGCACUGCCCGGCCGGCGCCCCCCGCACUCACCCUCACCUCCAUGCGGUGCUGAAGGACAGCUCUCUGCCCGCAGCCCACCUAUAGCAGCCGAGGAGGGGGUUCACCCGGCCGCUGUGCACUGUCGGUGUAAUCAGGCGGAUUCCCCACCUCCCUCUGCCAUCAUACCCUCUGCCUCCCAUUCAUACAUUCUGUCUCCCAUUCUUAUCCCCCCAGUCACCCAUUCAAACCCCCCCCCCCCCCCUUCUCCCCUCUCUCUUCCAUUCUUGCCCCCUCUCCCCCAUUGAUGCCCCCUCCCCUGAUGGAUCUUCUUCACUAGCCCGGCCAGCACAGAGGGGGAUAAUAAUGAAAAAGAGCUUUUUGGUGCCGGAGAUUAAGCCUUUGGAUGUAUAUGAUGUGCAGCAGGCCAGGAUUUCUGCCUCCCUCAGCUGGCUGAUCUACAAAUGCUAUGGGAAAGAGGUGCCUGAGGAGCUGUGCUCCCCCUGCUACACCGACCAGUAUGAGCAGGAACACGUGAAGCCAGCUGUGAUCAGCCUCUUACUGACGGCAGAUGUGUACUGCAGGACGUACCGACGAGCACUGCCGCAUGAACACUCGCCACCUCUUGACAAUGCUGCCUUGCUGCUGCUCCUGGCUCGCAAGGGCUGCACUCCCAUGCACCAGGGGGAACCUGUGAAGAUGAGUGAUCUGCGGGAGAAGCCCAUUCGUAUGGCUGCCCAUCUUGCUGUGAUUGACUCUCUGAUUAUAGUAUAUUGUAAUCACUGCACAGAGUCCCUACCUUCUAGUGCAGAGCCUGGCUUAGCUGGACUGGAGAUGAAGCUUCUUUCCUGGGUGGAUCAGAUAAAUCAGCAACUGUUGGAGGAAGCCGAGAGGGAACAAGGCCGGAAGCAGCUCUCUACCCCAGAGGGUCAAAACCAGGCCGGAUGCCCUUCCCGCUGGUACUGGAAGCUGGUCCCUCAUGCCAUCGCUUUUUGUUUAAAGGAGUCUGGGAAUAAGCCUCCUGUGAUCCGCUAUCGGAAGGACAAAGCCCUCUCCAGGCAGACCCCCUGCUUUACAUCCGUCUCAUCCAUGAGAGACUUGUCCAAUGGGAGUGCCCUGGCGGCCACUGUCCACUACUACUGCCCGUCACAGCUGAGACUGCAGGAUGUCUGUUUGAAGGACACCAUGUCUGUGGCUGACAGCAUCUAUAACCUGCUGCUACUGAGAGACUUCUACGCCCAGCAUCUACCUCCAUCCUGCCCGCUGUCCCUGGAAGACCUGCUGUAUGUGCCCACUACUCUGCGGGUUAAUCUCGUUGCUCUCUUAGCCGAUCUGUAUUAUUGCUUUGAAGUCCUCAAGCCUGAGUUUGUCCAACCUAAAGACUUACAGCAAAACAAUGACAGUACCACCCCUUCCAGCGCAAACAGCGGGGGGGGCUCUCCAGUCUUCACCUUCCGGCCUGGUACCACAGGAUCUCUCCCUCACUCCUCAUCAAUGUCUCACAUGGAAGGAUUUGGAAAGACCUGGUCGAAAAAUCCUCUAAGUCACCCACUAUCCCAAGCAGUCUCCUUCAGCAUACCGUUUGGCCUUGACAGUGAUGUUGACAUUGUAAUGGGGAAUCCUGUGAACAUUCUUCGUUCAGUUAGCUCAGACAGCCUUACACCUCCAGUGUAUCCUCCAUCCUCCCCAAAAUGUGUUGCCCGGGCAACCUACACACCUACUGGGGAUGCUGCAGAAUUUCCAAUGCAACCACGCACCUUCAAGAAGGUCCCAUUAACUGGCAAGGGGACUGCUGACCUGGUUCAAGAGAAACCAGCUGGUGGACAAGCGACACAGACAGAUCUACCCACCAUCGAAGAAGCUCUGCAGAUCAUCCAUAGUUCUGAGACUAGGCUGCACCCAGAGGGAGCCCCAGAUGGCUUCUACCUUCACUCACCAGAGGAGCCCAAGCCAUCAAAGGUAGAAGAGGAGCUAGUCCCAAAUCUAGGCGUCUACCGGACACAUGACCGUUCUAGAAGACUUUCAAGGGAUGAUGAUUCUGUGCUGAGGGAUAAUAGCCUGGACUCUGAUUUGGAGGAGACUAGACCUACUCAAGAAUCUAGUCGAAGCUCACUCAGUUCACAGGCUGAUUCCUCUGCCGGAUCUGGUGCAAAGAUGACGAGUUUUGCUGAACGCAAGAAGAAACUUGAUGCCAAAGUUAACGUAGAUGGUUCCCCAACUUCAUCACCAAAUCAUUCCACCAAUACAACCACAUGGGCACAAAAAGCUGAAGAGUCUCCUGUUAAAAGCCCAGCCUUGAAUUCAGAGAUGAGCCAGCUUGGUGCCAGGCUUGAGGAGAAAAGAAAGGCCAUUGAGGCUCAGAAGAAAAGAAUAGAGGCUAUUUUUGCAAAGCACAGACAACGCCUUGGAAAGAGUGCCUUCCUCCAAUUAAAUAAGAGGGAUGGUGAAGAAGAUGGUGAUGAGGAAGGUCUGGGUGACUUUAAAAUGUCUCCAGAUGAGGACCUGGAAGAAGAUGCACGGAAGAAACCAGGUGAAGGAGAAGAGAAAAAUGAUAGAAAGCUGCAUGACGUAUCAGGAAAAAACCGGGAAGAAAAACAAGUCACCUUCUCUCCGGAAGUUACAAAAGAUGGACUAGAGAACAAUCUUGGAGACUACAACAAAGCAGUGGCUAAGCUGAAUACAGCAUUAUCCUCCCUCCAAUCCGACAUGAAAAGGCUGUCUGACCAGCAAGAUAAGAUGAUGAAGAAAGAGAGCAAGGCCUGGGUAAUACCAGCACCAAAGUCCUCACCCCCACCUCAUAGACCAAAGUCUUCACCUCCUGCUAGAAUUACAAGGGAGUUCCAAUCUUCCCGCUCAUCACCUGCAUCCCCUGCACAGUCACCGUCACGCAUGGCUCCAAAAUCUCCCCAGCCCAACAACAGGAGAUCACUGCAGAUACAGCCUGUAGCACCCAAGAGUCCCAAAAAUACUCGCCCAGUCGAGCUUAAAGUUCCACCUCUCAAGAGAGUACUUACUCCUCCACAGAAUGUGGACACAAUCCCACACCUGCGCAAAUUCUCUCCCAGCAAAGUUUCAGUCCAGACUCUGUCCUCCCUGUAUUUCUCACAUGCAAUGGGUGGAGAAGAUGAAGGUGAGGAGACACAGCUAACCAAUGAGUUUCAUGGAAAUUUGCGCCCUGUAGCCUCCGUUGUUCCUCAGAGCAGUGGUGUUGGGUCACUGGCAGGGGAAGAGAAGGAAGGGAAAAGGAGCAGUCUGAUUGAGAUCCCAUUGUCUGAACUGCAGCCCACAGAACAUUCAGAGUUAGAGGGAAUGGACUCCCUAGAAGACACCUCUGGAGAGGAAGGAGUAUCACAGAGAGGGGUUGGAUUCUUCUUUAAGGCUGAGGAGCGGACAGAGGACGAGAUGGCGCAGAGGAGGGCAGCACUGCUCGAGAAACAACAGAAGAGGGUGGAGGAAGCAAAAAAACGCAAGCAAUGGCAAGAUGAAGAAAAGGAGAAAAAAGAGGAGACCAGUCGUCAGCUGGAGGAACAGCCGGGCAAAGAUGAAGACGCUAUCCUGCGCAGAGGCGACUUUACUAGGAAGGAAUACCAGUGUCGGCAACAGCUGAAGAUAAUGAAAGAUCUGGAUAAAGUACUUCGGCAGAAACCCAUGACCGUCCGGGCUGUCAAAAAUGCUCGUCCCAAGACUGUCUUCCAUGAUGACUCCGUCAUUUCCCGUAGUCCCGUGAGAGGAUUGUUGGGUUCCAAGCUGAGUAAGGUUUACUCUCAGUCCACCAUGUCCCUGUCCACAGUGGGGAAUGACAAUGGCAGCGGGACGAUGAAAAAAUCUCCCCGAUCCCCAAGAGCCGUCUCUCCCUCUGGCCUGAUAUCACCGAGUCGAGGUCUGUUUACCCAAAAUGGGGACAAGGAUUGGGAUACUGGUUCCACAGCAUCCUCCCCAGCCUCCAUCCCAGAGUACACAGGGCCCCGUCUGUACAAAGAGCCGAGUGCAAAAUCAAACAAAUUCAUCAUACACAAUGCGUUGUCCCACUGCUGCCUCGCCGGCAAAGUCAACGAACCACAGAAGAACAAAGUACUAGAGGAUAUUGAGAAGAGCCAAUCCAACCACUUCCUGAUCCUGUUCCGGGACAGCAGCUGCCAGUUUCGAGCAGUUUAUACCUUUUCAACAGAGACAUACGAACUGACUCGCCUGGCCGGCUAUGGCCCACGAACGAUUAGUCUGUCCAUGAUUGAAGAAAUCUACAAGUACAGCUCAGACCGAAAGCGCUUUACUCAGAUACCUAGCAAGACUAUGUCUAUGAGUGUUGAUGCCUUCACGAUCCAAGGCCAUCUGUGGCAGAUCAAGAGGCCCACAACACCCAAAAAAGCCAGUACCCCCAAAUGAGUUCUCGCAUCCAAGCUUCAGUACUGUACCAAUAUGUCUGAGCUGCAGGUCUUCUAUUCAGCUUCUGUCUACUUCUCAGCUGGGUCAGGGUUGGCCUCCUCUGUUUCUGGUGCUGGGCUGUUUAUAUCUUUAUUCUGUAUUUGUAUUUCAAUACCUCCUCUUCCAAUGUAGCCUGGAACUUUCCUGUCCAUCAUGUAGGGCUACUAAACCCUUCCUCUGGCCACAUGCCAUGGAUCAUCAUGCCACACCACCUGAACUGGUGUGUGAAGUUUUUGUUCACCUGCACCCACGGAAAAUAACUGGUUCUCUUUCCACUUACUAAUCUAAGUCAUAUGUUUCACCUGGGAAUUUGUAUGUAUUUGCUCUUCUUCUGAUGUGCCAAGCUAGUGCCCACUGCCCAUCUGCUACCCAUUAACUUGGUGCCACCUUUCCCCAUCUACUGUAACUAAUGCCAAUUUCUGCAUCAGUGCCUUCUAUGAUAUAAAUAGUAGGACAUGGUGGAUAUCUGCCCACUAAAUACCAUCCAAGAUUUUGCCAUCCUGGCCUUUGUGUUUUAUUUGCUGCCAUCUUCUGAUUUGGUAAAAUGUCUUGAUGUGUGCUCAGCUACUGCCUGUUGUAGACUCUUGCGUAAUGCCAUUGUUUCACUAUGGCUACUGCUCCUAGUCUUCUUAUAAGAUUAAUUGCUGUCCUUCCCCAUCUGUAGAUACCCCAUGGAACAUGGCCACUGCCUGCCCUUCCUCACAGCCAUAGCUCCACUGGUUGCCCAAGCUUCAUGCUGCUGUUCUGCACGUGUUGUGCUAUAGAAUUGCCCUUGUACCUUGCUUAAUCAUGCUUUAUUGUAACCACUCAACACAAAUAUGUUUUGUUCUUGUUUUUUAAGUGCUCAGUCGUGAGCCAGGUUUUUGUUAUAUUUCUUUUUAAUUAAGCCUAUGUUACAGGGGCUGGAUCCUAGUAGCCUAGGUGCCCCGGACCUUGAGACAAUGGUGGAGACAUUGGUUUUGGUGCAGUCUCCUUGGUAGGCCCUUAGCACCUCCAUGACUUGCUCUUGUAAAUGUAGAGGAGCGGUGUAUAUUGUGAUAUCCAGUCUGAAAGUUGUUUAUAUUUAUAAAGUGUGUUGAGAAUGAAUUAAUUGUUGGUGGUAUAUGUACAGUUCCUUUUUAAUCUAGGCUAUUAUAACUUAAAACUUGAACCUUUUUAACUGCUGAGGCUACAGCCCUUGACUGAAGUUGAGCUGCGGUAUUUAAUAUCCAAUAACCUUAUGGGACUAUAACAUCCUCAUCCUCUUGGCCCAAACAAGGCAGCCAGUGUUACAGCAAGGGAAGAUGUACCAUUUAUUUUCAGGCUGUAUAGUGAUAAUUCUUAUUAGAAAUUGUAUUUUCUAAGGCAGGGAAAAUCCAGCCCAUAUCUGUAGAAGAACUGAGCAUUUGCUGAAGUGAUUACAUUUAACCUGUCACUGUGCUAUGACCUGUGUGCAAACAGAAACCCAUCAUCCAUGGCCCCAACUGAGAGACUGUUGUCACUAUAGAUGUUCUCAUCUUGACUAAUACAGUGGCAGACACCUAUUUCUCCAUAUGUACAGAGGGACUACAAGUCCCAGCAGACCCUGUGUGGUUGUGUAAAGAUGCACAACUUGACUGGAUGUCUGUUAUAUUUUAUCAUGGCCUGUGAGCACUGCCCUCGAACAGCACAAUUCCUAAAAUUGGGUGGGUUCUCAUUCCUAGACCAAUUGCACCAUUGGUAAUACGACUAUACACAGUGCAGAGUUCUGCGUAGUGAUUGGACAUUUUAUACUGGGAAGUCAUAAGCACCUUUAUCUCCCCUAUCUUUCCUUUCCUAAACACACAUAUAUAUAUAUAUAUAAUAGAUUGGAAGGUCUAGGAUAGAUUUGCAUCUUGGGCCAUGCAGAGGGGGAGGAAUUUGACACGUUUAUCACUAAAUUUCUAAUGUGUUGGCUGUUAAGCCCCGCCCAUGCAGAACUGAGAUACACCUCCACAGAACACGUAAUACAUUAUUUAUAAAUAUGCGACAGAAAUUGGAUGAAUUGUUGGUGGAGCUGUCUCAGCGAGUCUGGACUCCAUAGCUGAUGACAAGCUGCCUCACCACAUGUUGUAUUUAUAAUAUACAUACAGAUUUAUUAUAAAUAUCUAUAUUAAAUGAUUUUGCAAUUAUUUGUAUAUAAAAAGAAUCAAGGCGAAUGAAAAA